GUCUAAUCACCAAGGUAGGAGUUGGGGCAGCCUCGUGAACAAGUCCGGCAGAGUCAAUACCGGACUUGUUGGUGCCUCAAUUAUCGGGCAGAUACCAAGGCUCAAGAUCCCAAGAAUGCUCCCGAGGCCCACUUCUGCACACUUUUGCUGACCCGGUGUGCCUCUUAUUGGCUUAAUAUGCCGCCUGAAUGUGCAGGUGGACAAAGAGCAAAGAUUCCCAUGGACGCUUUGACGUGGAUGGAAUAUUUUCCUAUUCGAGCCAUUUGUCUAUACCUUCAGCCUGCCCACGGACCUUGAGGGCUGACUGCACCCCUUGCAAACUUGUUCAAAUACCUGUUUGGCUCGACUGCGCCUUGGUUUCUCUUCCUGCAACGCAGCCGAAGAGCGAAUAGACAUGGGUAAUAUUGCCAAUCCAGACUUCCCCGUGUCCGUGUCGUCGCUUCAUUUCCCCUCCACCGAGCUGCCAUCUGUGUCCCAGACGCUAGCCUCCUUGCGACGAUCCGCCCUUUCCGUGAACAACCGACUGCGGUCAAUUGACGCCGACGCGGCCUUUGUCCGCGAGGUCGCUGAUCACUAUGGUCUUCCUCUGGUUGCCAAUGAAAGGUGCGGCAGUUGGUACAUCCCGCCUGAGAUCAAGUCCGGGAGUGCAUACUUUAAGAGCACCGACGGUCACACUGGCCAGUGGGACUUUAGCUUUCGAAGACUAAACCUGCAGAUUCUCCCACUUGCCCGGGAGCAUGGAGGCUGUAUCAUAGUGGAUUCCACGCGCCGUGGCAAAUUGAUGCCCGAUGCCUUGUCGAAAACCAUUCCCAUCUGGUGUGCUGUCUUCAACAGAGCGCUCUUCCCUUCAGAGACUGCAUAUCAUUCCGUGGAAUUGCCGCCAAAUUAUCUAGGCCAAUCCGAAGAGUCACAGAUUGCAAAAAGGAUCGACGGCUUUGUCCAUACACUCAAGAGUCUUAAACUUGAUCUGGAUGAUCUGAGAAAACAGCUAGGGAAACCGAUUCGGGUUGCCUGGGCAAAUCGAACGUAUUUCCACCCAACUGACCUACGCAAAGACAAAGAUUUUAAUCUGUUUGUUCUUUGCUCGGCUUCAAAACGGGUUCAUGGUGCUGAGAUAUCCGAAGGUGGAUAUAUCCAGGGUGCGGGUGAUGACAGCGAGGCCUGGGCCCAUGGCUUAACACCACCCGUAUUUUGGCCUCACAAAUCUACACUCCUUGCACAAUCAGAAGAAGACCUGCCCGAGGUAAUCGGGAAGUUGAUGCGGGAACAUCGUAAGCAGACUUCUGACCAACAAGCGACGCUUGUUACGCCAUCUCGGAACCUUUAUAUUAGCCAAGCAGACCCAGGUUUGGCUGAGAAUGGCCUUUAUGAUCUUGUCAUCGAUUGCAAUGGCAACCCAGAGGCCAUUGAAGCCGCAGAAAGCAAAUCGAAACGCCUUAACCUAGGCUGUAUAUCCUCGAAACAAGGUGGCCGUGACCUACGAAACCAUUUGGACAAGGUUCGGGAUUUUGUGGCUUCUCAUUUGAACUCAAACCCGUCCCAGUCCUUGCUCGUUAUGUGCGAGUCCGGAAAAGAUCUCUCCGCUGGGGCCUUGCUCACAAUAAUAUGCUUAUUCUAUAGUGAUGCUGGUGAAUUUGUCGGGCCUCGAACAGAAACGAUAGGCAAACAAUUCAUCCGACAACGUCUUGCUUGGAUAGUGUCCUCAAAAAACGACGUGAAUCCCUCGCGCAGUACGUUGCAAUCGGUCAACGCAUUUCUCAUGCAACCACCGGACUAUUAAAAUUUUCAGACUUGCAUUACUACUACCAUAGAAUCUAGACGACACGAUCUACUCGUUCUCA
Molecule: messenger RNA, 1841 nt
Organism: Aspergillus versicolor CBS 583.65
Lineage: Eukaryota; Fungi; Ascomycota; Eurotiomycetes; Eurotiales; Aspergillaceae
Product: initiator tRNA phosphoribosyl transferase family protein
Exons: 5
Coding region: 395-1780 (461 amino acids)
Biological process (GO): charged-tRNA amino acid modification
Cellular component (GO): cytoplasm
Molecular function (GO): tRNA adenosine(64)-2'-O-ribosylphosphate transferase activity
Source: RefSeq, a predicted model, not a curated record